Cephus cinctus (wheat stem sawfly) is the source of this 1756-nucleotide messenger RNA. Its product is annotated as katanin p60 ATPase-containing subunit A-like 2. Bases 225 to 1718 code for a protein of 497 amino acids. NCBI's taxonomy places the organism in Eukaryota, Metazoa, Arthropoda, Insecta, Hymenoptera, Cephidae. The transcript is spliced from 8 exons. The record is from RefSeq and is a predicted model, not a curated record. Gene Ontology annotation, molecular function: ATP binding; ATP hydrolysis activity; protein binding.
CCCAGGUCAUGCCGGCUCCUCAGUUACCGGUGAAAAAAGAACUGGCUGGCGCCCGCCUGACUUGCUGCUGCCUGAGCGAAGAGUGGACGGCCGAAGUUAACUUAGGAGGGCUGCACUAUUGUCAUGGCGACAAAGUAACGGUGUUAUUUAUACCAACAAGAACAGGCGAAACUCUCAAGUCUUCAGAGUCUUAUGGGGAUUUGGGUUAAACGGGGCUAGAGAGGAUGGCGGAUUCAAUUCUGAGCAGAUCAAUUCACAAUGCACGCGACAAGGAGGAGAAACGUGAACAGGAACGGCGAAGGAAUCUACUUUAUCUUAUCGUGGAUUUUUUGAAGGAGCAAAGAUUUACCGAGUGCGCCGAUGCGCUUGCAAAAGAGGCUCAUCUCUCUAAGGAUGUUAAGCUCUGCGACAAUAUAGAUCUAGAUAUCGUUCUUUUGGAGUACAGCGAUUAUUAUUACGCAAAAUAUCAGAGAUAUCCAAAAAUUUGCAAAAAAGUUGAAUCCGCCGUGGAGAGUAACUUUGUACAUAAUCAACCGAAGAAGGAAAGAACCGUCAAAAAUUCAGGAAGACUGGAUGGGCAAUCGAGCGAUGAUAAAUUUGGAAAAUCAAAAUCAUCGACAAGUGAAAAUAAUACUGGCAGCGAGAUCGAGCCGAUUUUUGCACCGAUCGUUACUCCAAUUUUUCAAAGACCCAAAAACCAGGUGGGCGACGUAAGACUGGGAAAUAAUGUUGAAUCUUUGGAGAACGAACGAAUCCUUAAGCCUCUUCAGGGUCUCUACGAAAGCGGCACGGAAUGGCGAGAAAUUGCUGAGAUGAUUGCGAAGGAAAUUGUACAAACAAACUUGAACGUAAAGUGGGAAGACAUAUAUGGCCUUGAGGAGUGCAAAGAAACUUUGAAGCAGGCUACAGUCUUUCCCAUUAAAUAUCCAGAAGUAUUCAGCGGUAAAUUUUCGCCCUGGCAAGGAAUACUUUUGUACGGUCCAUCGGGAACAGGAAAAACGAUGCUGGCCAAAGCUGUAGCCACUGAAUGUAAUAUGACAUUCUUCAACAUCACCUCAAGUUCCAUAGUGAGUAAAUGGAGGGGUGAUUCUGAAAAAUACGUAAGGGUACUCUGUGACUUGGCCAAGUACCAUGCACCCUCGGUCAUAUUUGUUGACGAGAUUGAUUGGACGGUCACGAAGAACAGUGGAAGCUCUUCGACUUUGUCAGAACCAGCCAGGAGGUUCAGGGCUGAACUUCUGGCACGACUUGAUGGUUUACUUUCAAAUGAGAAAUCGCGCAUUCUUUUUCUGGCUGCGACAAACAUGCCAUGGGACUUGGAUGUUGCUUUGCUAAGACGUUUGGAAAAAAGAAUUCUUGUGAACGUACCGGACUCGAGUAUACGUGAGGCAAUUCUUGUGCAUUACGUAUCUGACGUUGUUCGGGCCCAGCAUCAAUUUAGUCAGUUGAUCAUUCAUACCGAUGGAUAUUCUUGCGCUGAUUUGAAACUUCUGUGCAAGGAAGCAUGGAUGAGACAGGUUAAAAAGCUUUUUUAUGAGCUCCAAAAUAAUCCAUCCUUUUCUGUGGAUUUAAAGUCAAAGCAGACAGACACUAUACAUUCGAUGAAAUAUUUAAUGGAUGCAUUGGCAAUUGUGAAACCUAUUGCGAAAGACGUCGUAGAAAAAUACGAGGCAUGGAAUAAGGUUCAUACGGAGGAUAACCUUAAAAAAAAGAUUUGAGAAUUACGACUAACAUUGGACUUGGUUUCGUUUGAGUU